UUUGACAGUUGUGAAAUUGAUUUUGUUCGUCUGUCAGACACCGCUUAAACUGUAGUCUUUUCUUCAGAGCCGGUCAGAUCGUUGUGUAGUAUAGCCGUUCUAAUUGUUAAAAAAUGUCUGACUACGAGAAAUUAGAACAAGCAUUGGUGCAACUUAUACAGUGCUCCAAGGAUGCAGAUAGUGAAGCUAUUGAUGAGAAGUGCUUGACGUCGUCACCAUCCAACGUACUGGGAAGAACAAAUACGCUGAAGGUGGUAACACAGGCAACCGACAAGCUGACUGAGUCGCUGGGCAUUUUGCAUGAGUUCGAAAUGCUGAUGCACGAUAAAACUGCUUCACUGCACAUCAUCUCCAACGAGCUAGUGCUAAACGCUUUGCUCCUUCACGAGCAAAAAAGCGAACUGGUGGAACUUCGGAAAAAAUUAAAAGACAUAUCUGGUAAAUGGUACCAGUCAACGGAAGCGACAGCCAAAAUCGUGGAAAACCUCCAUGCGGCAAUAAAUGAAGUUUAAUCAAUAA
This is a messenger RNA of Anopheles funestus (African malaria mosquito), 519 nucleotides long. RefSeq lists its product as uncharacterized. The transcript is spliced from 2 exons. The record is from RefSeq and is a predicted model, not a curated record. Bases 114 to 512 code for a protein of 132 amino acids. NCBI's taxonomy places the organism in Eukaryota, Metazoa, Arthropoda, Insecta, Diptera, Culicidae.